AGUAUCCCUCCGCCCCUUCCCGACACCCUCGCGGCGCGCGGUUCCUGCCGCAGCGCGUUCCGCGCGGCCGCUUUGCUGCAGAGGCGUGGGCGCGGGCGCGAAGCAGUCCCUCCAGAAAAUUUCCUGAAAAAGUGUCGCAUGGUUAUUUGAGAAGCCUUGAGAGUGCCUGGACUUAAUUUGCAUCGUUCCUGAGGCUCACAAAGGUUGUGACUUCUCUGCAACGACAGGAUUGUUUUUGGUUGGAAGGAUAGCAUCUCUUGAGAACUGUGCCUUGUGAGCAGUUUGGCAUUGGCAGUAAAUGAGGUUCCCAGAAAGGUCUUUGUAGGUAGCUGUUCACUUGGAAGUUAAUGAAGAAACAAAACGAAAGCUAUUUUUUUGGAUUCGAGGUCUAUCUCUAUUCGUAGCUGUGCUGACGUUGAAUUGGCAGAAACCAUCAUCUUCGUGCAGCCGGAGUGUGCCUCUGCUCUGGCCCUGUCUUGAGAAAGGUUAUGUGUUUAGAAAGGGGACUGUGCGGCCUGCUAAACUGACAAGUGACUCUUACUACCAAGUUUAUCUCUGACCCAGUGAAAAAGUAUAAAGACACUAACCUGGUACACACUGAGCACCAAGGCCAAGACUGGACAAGACUAUAUAACUGGGCUUUAACCAUGACUGGGACAAAGAAUAAGGCUAGGGGCCAGGCCAAAACUGAGAAAAGGGGAACAAAAGUACAGGCUAAAGGUGGAGCAGAGAAGGAGGUUACAGGUGCAGUCAAACCAGUAGCCAAGAGCCGAUCCAAAACAAAAGCCAAAGCAGGGUAUAAAGCAGAUGUAGUGGCAGAGACGAAGGUAGUAUCUAAGAACAGGGUUGUCGCUGAGGUGAAGGAAGGGGCACUGUCAGAGCCUAAAGCUCCAGUGAAAGCAAUAACAGGUAUCAGUUCCAAGGCUGAGAAUGGUGUUACCAGCUCCACAUGUAAAGAUAAGGCUGGUAUUGAUACCUGGUUCUGGGCUGGGGAAGAGGCCAAUAUCAAUUCCUGGUUCUGGAAGGGAGAAGAGGCUGGUAAUCAUUCCAGUGCUAAAGAUGAAAAUAAAGCUCAUAUUGCUGCCCAGGUGUGUGCUGAGGAGUCGGAGUCUGUGGCUGGGGCCAGUUGUAAGUCUGUGUCAGGGGUUGAUGAAGAGGAAGAAAAUGUUAUAGGGAACUGGUUUUGGGAAGGAGAUGACACUAGUUUUGACCCUGAGCCCAAACCUGUGUACAGAAUAGUUAGACCUCUGCCUGUGAAUGAAAUUAAUCAAAAAAAUAGACCCAAGGACUGGUCUGAGGUGACUAUCUGGCCCAAAGCCCCUGCUGUAACACCAGCAGUGUUGGGAUUUAGAUCCCAGGUCCCAGCUGAGGCAAGGCCCUCCUCGUACGUUGUUGUUUCCUCAGCUGAAGAAAGUACCCAUUCUUCUUCUUCUUCAGCAGCAGCAGCAGCAGCAGCAGCAGCCUGCUCUUCCAAGAACACGUGCUCAGGCUCACAGUCUAUUCCUGAGUCCCCAUUUGGUUCUGACCGUUGCAUCCAAACCAUAGAUGAAAUUAGACAGCAAAUUAGGAUCAGGGAAGCAAAUGGGAUUAAGCCGUUUGCUUGCCCUUGCAAAAUGGAAUGCUACUUAAAUUCCGAGGAAUUUGAAAAACUUGUAAGCAUACUUAAGUCAACCACUGACCCUCUCAUUCAUAAAAUAGCACAGAUUGCAAUGGGUAUCUAUAAUGUUCAUCCAUUUGCUCAAGAAUUCAUUAACGAAGUGGGUGUAGUGACACUAAUUGAAAGCUUGCUCAGUUUUCCUUCCCCCGAAAGGAGGAAAAAGACUGUAAUUACUCUGAAUCCUCUUUCUGGGGAUGAAAGACAACGCAAGAUUGAAUUACAUGUUAAGCAUAUGUGUAAGGAAACUGUGUCUUUCCCAUUGAACUCACCUGGACAGCAAACUGGAUUAAAGAUACUUGGGCAACUGACUACUGAUUCUGUCCAUCACUAUAUUGUUGCUAGUUACUUUUCAGAGCUUCUCCAGUUGCUGUCUCAGGGAAAUCGUAAAACCAGAAAUCUUGUUUUGAAAGUACUUUUGAAUAUGUCUGAAAAUCCAACUGCAGCCAGAGAUUUGAUCAAUAUGAAGGCAUUGACAGCAUUAAAACUCAUCUUUAAUCCGAAAGAGGCAAAAGCCAAUCUUGUCAGUGCUGUGGCCAUAUUUAUUAAUAUAAAGGAGCAUAUAAGAAAGGGCUCGAUUGUAGUCGUUGAUCACUUGAGUUACAAUACACUUACAGACAUUUUCCGUGAAGUUAAAGGGAUUAUUGAAGCAAUGUAAAAUGAGCCCAAAAUGAAAGAACAGAUUCUUAAAGGCUGUACAUUUCCGAAGAUGCUUGCAUAAUUUUUAUUGUAGUGUACACAUUAAACAUUACACCUUCAUCAGUGUACCUGUGAGACUUUAGCUCUGAGCUAGAACAUUUUUUGUGUGUAUCAAAUGAAUAUUAAUAUCAGAAAAUAUUUGUUGAUUUUCAUGUUGUGUAGAUGGGCAUAUUUAAAAUUUUACUUAAAGUAAGCCAGUUCUUUAAGCUAAGCUUCACCAUUAAUACCUGCUUAGAUCCAUUUGUGGCUUCAAAUGAAAAAAAAAAAGAAAAUCUUCCAUUUGUAAGCUAGUUACAGAAAUAAGGUAUAUGAACACGAAACUAAUAGUACCUAUAGGUGUAUUUGUGGUGUAUUUGCGUGUGUGUGUUGUGUGUGUGUGUACCCUAUCAGUACAUUUUAGGAAGCAGGGGUUAUUGUAAGGAAUUUAUAUUUUUCUCCUAUUCUAGAUAUAUUAGAAUUCAAUCAAAAUAACUGAAUCUCAGACAAAAUGUGAUGUUCAUUUACUUUUUAAAUUUUUGUUAUUCCAUUUACAACUCUUAAAUUGUUAGGCGGUUUCAUUGUGUUAAAGUUAAUUUACAGAAGAAAAGGGAGGUCGGCAUGGGGAGAAGACAUUAAGUGUUCUUUGUCAGACAUUGUGUUGGCACUAUAUUUUGCAGGUUUUUUUCCUAAGAUGUCACAAUUCUUAACUACUCCAAAUAUCCAUUAUACAUUUGGCUAUAGUUGGCUGGAGAUUGGGAGAAAAGUCUGAGGUGGAUGUAUGUAUUUUGCUUAGCAGUACCUGGCAAAUACUAGGUACUCAAACCUUUGUUGAACAAAUAAGAUGUAGAUGUGGGUCAUAUAAGGAA
Molecule: messenger RNA, 3198 nt
Organism: Chinchilla lanigera (long-tailed chinchilla)
Lineage: Eukaryota; Metazoa; Chordata; Mammalia; Rodentia; Chinchillidae
Gene: Gprasp3
Product: basic helix-loop-helix domain containing, class B, 9
Source: RefSeq, a predicted model, not a curated record